Molecule: messenger RNA, 1326 nt
Organism: Metschnikowia bicuspidata var. bicuspidata NRRL YB-4993
Lineage: Eukaryota; Fungi; Ascomycota; Pichiomycetes; Serinales; Metschnikowiaceae
Gene: ARD
Product: Ardp
Exons: 1
Coding region: 195-1031 (278 amino acids)
Cellular component (GO): intracellular anatomical structure
Molecular function (GO): oxidoreductase activity, acting on NAD(P)H, oxygen as acceptor
Source: RefSeq, a predicted model, not a curated record
GUAUGCAGGCCCCGUUAUUGAUUGCUGAUUUCUUUUUUUGUAUUCUGCCCAUUGUGCAUUUCGCUGUCGGCCCCAUCACGUUUUCUGCUCGAGGUAUAUAAACAGGCGAAGAGACUUGGUGCCCGCCUCCUUUUGUGAGCACCUAAAACUUGCACUUUCCUUUACUCAACACACACAUUUACACACACUACACAAUGGAUUUUUCUUACGAUAACGUGGUUCCCAACUUCAGAUUGGACGGUAGACUUGCCAUCAUUACCGGAGGCUCCGGAGGUAUGAGUGCUGUUCUUUCAAGGGCACUUUUGGCACAGGGUGCCGACGUGGCCCUUGUUGACAUCAACUUGGAGAGAACUACCGCGGCUGCAAAAGAGGUUCUUGCGUGGGGUCAAGAAACUUUGAAGGGCGCACGUGAGUCCACUGUGGGCGACGUCUCCGCAUGGGCUUGUAACAUUGGUGACAGCGAAUCUGUCGAGACCACCUUCGCUGAAAUCAACGAACACCACGGCAAGAUUGCCGACAUAUUGGUGAACACCGCAGGCUACGCCGAGAACUUCCCUGCUGAGGAGUAUCCUGCGUCCAACGCUGAAGGCAUUUUGAGAGUGAACGGUCUUGGUGCUUUCUACGUGGCGCAGUCGUUUGCCAGGCCUUUAAUCCAGAACAACUUGAAGGGCUCGAUCAUCUUGGUUGGCUCCAUGUCGGGCACCAUUGUCAACGACCCCCAGCCACAAUCCAUGUACAACAUGUCGAAGGCCGGUGUCAUCCAUUUGGCGAGAUCUUUGGCUUGCGAGUGGGCCAAAUACAGCAUCAGGGUGAACACGUUGUCCCCGGGAUACAUUCUCACGCCUUUGACGAGAAACGUCAUUUCCGGCAACACCGAGAUGAAGGACACCUGGGAGUCCAAGAUUCCAAUGCACAGAAUGGCCGACCCCAAGGAGUUCGUGGGUUCAGUCUUGUACUUGGCCUCCGACUCCGCCUCGUCUUACACUACUGGACACAACUUGGUGGUCGAUGGUGGGUACGAAUGUUGGUAGUCAUAAGGCUUUUGGCUACCGAUCCGCUUUGGGUAUUUCAUUGCUUCGUGGGUGACGAUUUUAUAGAAUAUGACUUCAAUACAACAUUACUACGGAAAACGGCGCGAUGCUUUCUCGAAUAUCACUUCGCAUCGAUACCAAGUUAGGGUUCGUUGAAGAACGCGUUUAGUGUUUGGCUCAAUGUGGCGAUACAUUUCCGGCAUCUUCAUCGGGUUCAGCAUGCCCAACAAUUGAAGCAGGAUUCAAGGGUGAUUGAGGCCAUUCGAAUUUUAGCCGACACGCCUCAGUCUCCGGC